Poecilia reticulata (guppy) is the source of this 546-nucleotide messenger RNA. NCBI's taxonomy places the organism in Eukaryota, Metazoa, Chordata, Actinopteri, Cyprinodontiformes, Poeciliidae. The record is from RefSeq and is a predicted model, not a curated record.
UUAAUAUAUAUUUUAUUCCAGCCCAAACCUUCAGAUUCCCUCUGGAUCUCCAGUCCAGCUGCCAGUCGGUGACGAUGGCUGCCACCUCACCCAAAGACAAAUAUUUGGCCGUUUGGAUGAUUUUCUUCAUGCUCGGUCUGGGAACAUUGCUGCCCUGGAACUUCUUCAUGACUGCUACCAUGUACUUCAGGAAUCGUCUGAAGGACCCUUUGCCCACUGAGGUUUCAGCCAAUCAGAGUGAAGCAGCAGGUGAACAUCAAAGUGUCCUAGAGACCAAAUUCAACAAUGUGAUGACGCUCUGCGCCAUGUUGCCUCUGCUGCUGUGCACCUGCCUCACCUCCUUCCUGCACGCCCUUUGCAGAAGCAAAGGAAACUCACCAUCAGUCACCAACGACUAUGAACUUGUUGCCAUGACAACUCCCAUCAUGGAGGUCCUGGAGAGACUCCUGCUGGCCCACCUGAGGAAGCAGGACCCCCUGCAGUCUGCUUAUCGCCACGGAGACGCCAUCAUCCACCUGCUAAUCAAAGCCGCUGCCACCUGGACGG